Messenger RNA from Astyanax mexicanus (Mexican tetra), 3309 nucleotides. Its product is annotated as serine/threonine-protein phosphatase PP1-beta catalytic subunit. Gene Ontology annotation, molecular function: protein serine/threonine phosphatase activity. The transcript is spliced from 8 exons. Gene Ontology annotation, biological process: circadian regulation of gene expression; regulation of circadian rhythm. Gene Ontology annotation, cellular component: cytoplasm; nucleus. NCBI's taxonomy places the organism in Eukaryota, Metazoa, Chordata, Actinopteri, Characiformes, Acestrorhamphidae. Bases 100 to 1083 code for a protein of 327 amino acids. The record is from RefSeq and is a predicted model, not a curated record.
UGGUGCUGCUGGUUGUGGUGGUGGUGUGUUAAUGUUGUAGCCGCUCUUCAGCGCCCCCUGUGUGCUGUGUGUGGAAGCGCCGCUGGGGCUGUCAGCGAAAUGGCGGAAGGGGAGCUGAAUGUUGACAGUCUGAUCUCCAGGUUGCUGGAAGUGCGAGGAUGCAGGCCGGGGAAGAUUGUGCAGAUGACGGAGGCGGAGGUGCGGGGGCUGUGUAUAAAGUCCCGCGAGAUUUUCCUCAGCCAGCCCAUCCUGCUAGAGCUUGAGGCUCCACUCAAAAUCUGCGGAGAUAUCCACGGUCAAUACACUGACCUGCUGCGGCUGUUUGAGUACGGGGGCUUUCCUCCAGAGGCUAAUUACCUGUUUCUAGGGGAUUAUGUGGACAGAGGGAAACAGUCUCUGGAGACUAUCUGCCUGCUUCUGGCCUACAAGAUCAAAUACCCUGAAAACUUCUUCUUGCUCCGUGGCAACCAUGAGUGUGCCUCCAUCAACCGCAUCUACGGUUUCUACGAUGAGUGUAAACGCAGGUUUAACAUCAAGUUAUGGAAAACUUUUACUGACUGCUUCAAUUGUCUGCCUAUUGCUGCCAUUAUUGAUGAGAAGAUUUUCUGCUGUCAUGGAGGUCUUUCUCCUGAUCUUCAGUCUAUGGAACAGAUCCGCCGCAUCAUGAGGCCCACUGACGUCCCUGACACAGGGCUGCUGUGUGACCUCCUGUGGUCAGAUCCGGAUAAAGACGUGCAGGGCUGGGGUGAGAAUGACCGAGGUGUGUCCUUCACCUUUGGGGCUGAUGUGGUCAGCAAGUUCCUUAACCGACAUGAUUUAGACCUUAUCUGCAGAGCACAUCAGGUGGUUGAAGAUGGUUAUGAGUUUUUUGCCAAGCGGCAGCUGGUCACACUGUUCUCUGCCCCAAACUACUGCGGGGAGUUUGAUAAUGCUGGAGGAAUGAUGAGCGUGGACGAGUCUCUUAUGUGCUCUUUCCAGAUCCUGAAGCCCUCAGAGAAGAAGGCUAAGUAUCAGUAUGGUGGAGUGAAUUCAGGCCGUCCUGUCACUCCUCCCCGCACUGCUCAGGCCCCGAAGAAGAGGUGAGCUGACUGGCCCUCUGGAGCCCAGUAUUAAACCCCUCCUCCCCAUGUGUCGCCUAGGGCAGGCCCUUUACCCACUCAACCACACCUUUACAUGUAUAUACUUUCGUUAUUUGUUUAUUUUGCUGUGACUAAUGUUUUUUCUUUGCUUGUUUGUUGGUAUUUCUAUACAUGAUUGAUAUUAAAAACUGGUUAUACAGUACCGUGACAUUUGUUGCUCAGUCAGUCUGGCCUACAUUACAGGCUGCUGCAGCACGGAUAAACAGAUGAAAAGCUUGUGAGUGUGUGUGGGUGAUAAGCAAGAUAAGUGGCUAAGACAAUGUCCAGCCCCCACAUGAAAGGAAGGUGGUGUUUUUGUUUGAGGAUAGGAAUGAAUUUUGCUUUUCUUUUUGUCAGAACAGUGCCCCAUAAGCUCAAGGUCUGCUUGACCUAAGAAAUAAGCUUCAUUUAUUCUUUUGGACGUACGAAUGUAAAUUUCAAAGAGUCAAGAAAAUAAAGUUCAUUGGUGCAAACGCUAUACAGUUACAUGAACGUGAGCACAUAACCAUAUGUAUUUGUCUAUAUACAACAGUUAUCAUCAACUGAGGGGGGGAAAAAAAGAAAGAAAUGACCUCAGAAAGAGAGGUAUUGUAGUUGCACAUUUGUAAUUAUGACAUUUUACUAUUAUGGUAGUGCUACCAUUAUCACCAGCUUAUGUUAAAACACUUUAAUGUCCAAGGAUUGGGAGUAAUGGGAUUAUUUCCUUUUUCCUGCCUGUGUGAAUGUUCAUUAUAGGUAGUGUUUGAAAAGGCAGAGGAACAUCUGGAAUAAAUUCUUUCUCAAUUGCACUUUUACACCAGACUCCGCACACAAAUACUUUUUGUAGCUACUGUUGUAAAGAAUACUUUAAACACUUUUUUUUGCUCACUAAAAAUCCCUUUCACCGAAAUGUGAGACUAAACCAGCCCAGAUCGAAAUAGUUCAUUCAUUGACUUUUGAAGAUAACAGUAGAGAUAUUAAUGUGGAGCCCAAUCCUGGCUCUGGAAAUCCAUCGCCACCUGCUGAGUUAGGCUCCAAACCAAAUCUAACACAGCCAGUCUGGAUUUAAAAAAGACGUUUAUAAGCAUCUUGGACCAAGAUCAAGCACAACUUUUCCCAUCAGCCAUCUAGUUUAGACAGGAAAUAUGUAGCAGCAAAUCUAUCGAUUAAUAUUAGGUUGGUUUAGGAUUUUUUUUUUCUUUUUUUUUUUCCUACCAGCAUUCCAUAAAGUGUGUUAAACUUUGGAACAGUAGCUAUGAACAGAAAAAAUGUGGACAGGGCAUUAACAGAUUAAUACCCAGUCUAAAGCUUUAGUCUAAUACUGACUCGCAUAAACAUGGCUUUGAGUGAAAGCUCACAUAAUCUGACUGAAUAUUCACAGCAUGAUUAUUUAUAAUAUACACAAGCCAUACUAACUAGACUCUUUGAUGCAGGGUUGAGUAGCAUGCUGGAUGUUGGUAAGCACAUGUAUCACACUACAAACGUUACAGUAGAGUACAGUACAGUACAUUAUCUCCUUAGUAACACCUUGCACUUUUGCCAUCUGUUUACCAGGUGCUUUGAACAAAUACACCGUCAGCAGUUCAGGCCAGACAAGGCACAGACUAGUGCAUUGUGUUACAGGGUGACUCUGUAAAAGACAGGAAUUCUGCUUAAAGGCUAGAAAUCAUAGAUCAUUCAGGGCAUUUAGCUGUACUUAGUACUCACUCGUUCUGAAUGCAUUUUGCACUUCCCAAUUUUUAUAAUAAGCAGACAAACUGAGAAGUGCACUAACGUAUGAGCUUUCACCCUCAGCCGCUUUGUCUCCUUCUCUGAGUUUGAUGGCACAGGUGAAAGCAACAGAAGCAGCCUUGUGUUAAACCGUGAUUAUUGCCUUACACUGUUCAAUACUGCCAUCUCAAAUUCUGACCUUUUUUCUUUUUUAGUAUUUCUUGUUAACAUGGAUGGAUGUGCAUAUUUGGAGUUUGCAGCUCUACACAUAGUGUGCUGUAGUGUAGUGGUCUGGUCAGGCCAAGAACUAAAUUUUGAGUUCUGUGAUUAAAAACAUUCACUGAUUGGAUUAGAUUUGAUUUUGCAGUGCAGUACAGUAUGCCUUUACUUUAAGCUGUUAUCAAAAGUCAGGAAAUGUUUCAAGUGUUUUAAAUUCCCUUUUGAGAUUUGUACCAGAUUGUUUCAAACUCUUUGAAUGGAAUAAAUGGAAUAGUGAUGUUGA